AUGGUGGCAGGCGAGGAGCGAGACCGUAUGAUGGAGCGGCUGAAUGAAUUUCGGAGGUGCAAUCCCCGCAUCUUCUACGGGAAAAAGGCGGAUCACUGGGUGGUAGAGAAAUGGCUGAUGCAUAUGGAGAAGCUAUUUCAUAAUACCUUUGUUGAGGAGCGAGACCGGGUUUGGUUCGCGACACACCAUCUGAACGGCGAGGCCUAUCGGUGGUGGACAGAUAUUCGUGAGGAUCCCCACGCUGAUUUAGCCGCUAUUACAUGGAAAAGGUUUAAAGAGUUGUUGUACACAACCUAUUUCCCGCAAAGUGUGAAGAGGAAGAUGGAGAGAGAUCUGCGUAGUUUGCGACAGGGGGAUAGGAUUGUUGCCGAGUACGAGCGGGAGUUUUUUCGGCUUUUGCAUUGUGUUUCGUUUGUGGUUAGGGACGAUGAGGAUAAGGCCCGUAUCUUUGAGGUGGGUUUGCGACCGUCAAUUUUCAGACUGGUUUAG
Messenger RNA from Ananas comosus (pineapple), 489 nucleotides. RefSeq lists its product as uncharacterized. NCBI's taxonomy places the organism in Eukaryota, Viridiplantae, Streptophyta, Magnoliopsida, Poales, Bromeliaceae. The coding region runs from base 1 to 489 and encodes 162 amino acids. The transcript has a single exon. The record is from RefSeq and is a predicted model, not a curated record.